Molecule: messenger RNA, 1314 nt
Organism: Pseudophryne corroboree (corroboree frog)
Lineage: Eukaryota; Metazoa; Chordata; Amphibia; Anura; Myobatrachidae
Gene: DNAJC25
Product: DnaJ heat shock protein family (Hsp40) member C25
Exons: 4
Coding region: 55-1140 (361 amino acids)
Biological process (GO): protein folding
Cellular component (GO): endoplasmic reticulum membrane
Source: RefSeq, a predicted model, not a curated record
GCGGGAGUGCGGCUCCUCCCCGGUGUCACGUUGCGCCCGGACCCUGCUGCUGACAUGGCGGUCCCGGGGAAGGCGGAGGGGGAAGCGGCUGCGUGCGGAGUCCCUCUCCUCCUUCCCGGGCCCUCCAUGUCACCCAGGCUGGUCCUCCUGCUUUUGGGCCUAGCCUGCCUGGCUCGUCGGUCCGCCGGCGCCCUGCCCGAGGGUCUGUACUGCGGGCAGCAGGUGUGCUAUGAUGUGCUGGGAGUGAGCAGAGACGCCGAGAAGGCAGAUAUAGCCCGGGCGUACCGGCAGCUGGCCAGGAAGUAUCACCCGGACCGGUACCGGAGCAGCGCGGACAAGGAGGCCGCACAUGAGCAGUUCCUGCUGGUGGCCACAGCCUACGAGACUCUUAAGGAUGAAGAAACACGGAAAGAUUAUGAUUACAUGUUGGAUCACCCCGAGGAGUACUACAGACACUACUAUAAUUACUACAGUAGGAGACUUGCUCCAAAAGUGGAUGUGAGGAUAGUCAUCCUGGUUACAGUGUGCAUCAUAUCACUUUUUCAGUUUUAUAGCUGGAGGAGUAGAUACAAUGAAGCCAUUAAAUACUUAGCAACAGUGCCAAAAUACAGAAUACAGGCGUCUGAAAUUGCAAAGCAACAAGGAAUGCUGAACCGAGCAAAAGAAAAGGGGAAGAACAGGAGGUGUAAAGAAGAAAUUAAGGAGGAAGAGGAGGAGAUUAUCAGGGACAUUAUCAAGAACAAAAUAGACAUCAAAGGGGGCUAUCAAAAGCCGCAACUAUUUGACAUCCUCCUCUUCCAAAUUAUCUUGUUCCCUUAUUAUUUGUUCAACUAUAUCUCCUGGUAUGCCUGGUGGGUAUAUACUUUCAACAUCAAAGGAGAGGAGUAUGGGGAAAUGGAAAAACUCUACCUCAUCCGUAGAAAUAUGAAAAUGUCACAGUCUCAGUUUGAUAGUUUAGAAGAUGAUCGGAAGAAAUUGUUUCUUGAGGAUGAACUGUGGAUAAAAGAGAAAUAUGAAAUAUACAAAAAAGAGCAAGAGGAAGAAAUAAAGUUAAAAAUGGCUUCAGACCCACGAUGGAAGAGAUAUAGGAGGUGGAUGAAAAAUGAAGGACCAGGAAGACUCACAUUUGCUGAUGACUGAAAGUCACAUACAUGUUGGCUUGGUGCUCCUGAAGAUUAUUUUUAUAAAAUAAAAUAUAAGUUUUGUAUCUGCUGCACAAGUGUAGUAAUCUGAAGCUCAUAUACAAAUAUUGUCCUCUUUUUAAUUUUUGUGCCCUUGGGCUAGCACUAGGCAAUAAAUAUUCAGUUUACUCUU